AUGACAGACUACGAUCUUAAGGCCCUGAGGACCUUGGAGACUGAGGACUACCUAGUUGAAGACCUGAAAGAGCAGCAGGUGGAGGUCCCCAGGGAAUGGAAACCACCGGAUAUUGAAGAAUCCGAAGCUCUGCCCUCCCAAAUCCACCCGUCCUACCUUUACGGCAACCCCUUUAGUCUGAACCACCCCGCCUCCGCCGCUCGCAUGCACAGAGAGCCGCACUCGCGCGCCUUAUUCCAGGACUCAGGAUAUGGGAAAGGGGGGAAGAACGACAACCUCCAAUGGAAAGACUUGGCGCUCCAUGAGCUGCUCCCGGUGGAUAGGGCGAAGGAGGAGGCAGAAAAGUCGGCGCAGGCGCGGAAGAUGGCGAGUGGGGCCGCGCCUGGUAACUCGGGUGCGCAGCAGCAGCCUGAGCCUCCCGCUGGGCCGGACCAGACUCUCGACGACGACGACGAAGAUGGGGGGGAAGGCGAUGAUGAGAGCGGUGAGGAAAGCGGCGAAGGAGAAGACGAAGACGAAGACGAGAAUAUGGAGGACCGGAGUGAUUUGGAUGACGAAGAGGAAGAAUAA
Gloeophyllum trabeum ATCC 11539 is the source of this 570-nucleotide messenger RNA. RefSeq lists its product as uncharacterized. NCBI's taxonomy places the organism in Eukaryota, Fungi, Basidiomycota, Agaricomycetes, Gloeophyllales, Gloeophyllaceae. The record is from RefSeq and is a predicted model, not a curated record. The transcript has 3 exons. Bases 1 to 570 code for a protein of 189 amino acids.